AUGGGUGCUUGUGCUUCAUCAACUAGGGACUCGAAAUCAGGCAAAGCUGCUGGAGGAGGAAGGAGCAGGAACAGAGGCUCAUCGACAGCCGCCAAGGUGGUGGACAUUGAUGGUCGGGUUCAAGAGUUGAGGCAACCAGUCCAGGCCAGGAACAUCAUAUCCCAGAAUCCAAAUUGCUUCCUUUGCAGCUCGGAGUCGAUGGCCAUUGGGACUUGCGUGCCCCAAGUCCCAGAUGAUGAGGAACUCCAACCUGGACGGGUUUACUUCUUGUUGCCACUCUCCCACUCCCAUAAACCUCUUUCUUUGCCGGACUUGUGUGCUCUUGCCAUAAAAGCUAGCUCCGGCCUAGGUAAAUACGGUGUUGAUCUCUGCUCAACUAAUUCAAAGCUCAUUCCCAGAAAUGUGAUUAAUAUUUAUGCCAUAGCUUGUAAAAGUCGAUGCUCUGGAAUGGUAUUUCAGUUUCUUCAGAAAAAGAAACAGUAG
Molecule: messenger RNA, 483 nt
Organism: Gossypium raimondii (Peruvian cotton)
Lineage: Eukaryota; Viridiplantae; Streptophyta; Magnoliopsida; Malvales; Malvaceae
Exons: 2
Coding region: 1-483 (160 amino acids)
Source: RefSeq, a predicted model, not a curated record